Molecule: messenger RNA, 5221 nt
Organism: Actinia tenebrosa (Australian red waratah sea anemone)
Lineage: Eukaryota; Metazoa; Cnidaria; Anthozoa; Actiniaria; Actiniidae
Molecular function (GO): ATP hydrolysis activity; protein binding
Source: RefSeq, a predicted model, not a curated record
GAUGUUUCUUAGAAAUCAAUGUUUACAUAGGUCAAGGCGCGUCUACUAAAAUUGAUAUUCAUAGGCUGAAAUCCAAGACGGCGUUCAAGGUCCAGCUUGGCUUCUCUAAAAAUGUAAACAUUACAAAGAGAAUUUCCAGGCUAUAAAUAUGUGAUACAGUUAUAUUACACACAAAAUGACAGAUGUUGCCAUCAUUAGGACUUCAUCAUUUGAAAAACUUUUAUCUCAGAUUUCUACAAAGUUUAAUCAAGUCGAAGCAGCAGAAGUCGUUCGUUUACUGAAAAGGCAAUAUCCAACCAAAAAAGACUCUUUUGAUCAAAAUGACUURURUGGAGCCUUGAAACAACUAUACAUACUGGGAGCGAUUGAUGAUGAUGGAGAUCAGAAAUUAUUGGAAAUCUUGGCCGGGAAGAACAUUGAAGUUUUGAAAAUGCUUAGUGGUUACAAGGAAGCUUCUUCGUCACGCAAAGAUGAUUUUGUUGGUAGGGAUGUUGAUGUGAGUAAUAUUCUAAAGCGUUUGAAGAAUCAUCGCGUACCAGGAGUAAACUUGUUCGGAGACUCAGGAGUGGGAAAGACCACUUUGGCAAAAGAAGUUUCAAAACGUUUGGAAAGUUUUGACACUGUGUUUGUGGAUCUGAGAAAUAUCAAAUGUCUCAAGACUGUUUAUUUUCACAUUUUACAAGCCCUCCAACUACCUUCCUGGGACGAAAACAAGAGAGAGAGGAUCUAUAAGCACCUUGAAAUUUUAAAGAAAGAAACUGUUUUAAUUCUGGACAAUAUUGAGCAGUUUUUUUCGAAGGAGAGUGAGGUUGAACAGGAAACGAGAGCAGAUUUCUUGGAAUUUUUAAAGGUYAUCAUAUGCAGUGAAGCAAGUAAAAGAGGACACUUGAAGGUCAUUCUUACUUCAACCACAGAAUUGAAUAAAUCCGAAUUGAAGGGUAAACUGUUCACAGAAUACAAAGUUCAGCCAUUCAGCAAGAAUAUCUCUAGAUAUUUCAUCAGUAAAAGAGUCAGAGGCGAUGUUUCAGAUGAUCAGCAGGGUAAAACAAUGUUUGAAAUCGCUGUUCUGUGUUGUAAUAAUCCAUAUCUAUUGCAUGGAGCAGAGCAGCUGAUGAGGGAAAGUUUUGCUACUCCUGCAGAUGUGCUGCGAAAAAUAACUGCCCAAAUAGGAAAGGGAGUACCAGAACACUUUGCUUGUAUCAAUGCAUUGUUUGAAUCUCUGCCAAAUGAUCACCUUAAACAAGUUGCAGUGAAGAUUUCUUUGCUCCGUCGUCCUUUCACUGUGUCCACAGCAAGCAAAAUUACUGAAGCCUCCUCAGGUUAUGAUACAGAGUUUGACCUUGAAAUGUUAGCAGUACACAAAAUAAUCACAGCAGAAAAUGUGGAGGAAAAGAGACAUAACGAAACGAAGAAGAAGAGGAAGUAUGACCUCCAUGCACUGUUCAGGGACUUUGUUACUUCACAUCUGUGCAAAAAAGAUCCAGUCUACAAGGAACAGUUGAAAAAAGGGGAAAACCAGUUUUUUAAACAUUUUGCUGGGAAGAUAACAAAACUCGCUAAUAACCUUGAAAGGGAGUUUGUGAAAACUUAUGUCAAYUUGGAGAUAAACAGAGCAAACUUCGAGCUUGUUAUUGACUUGUCCGAAGACCACAAGGAAACGUUCGACCUGUUGCUUCAUACCGAUGACCACAACCAGUUGGCAUUGAUGGGAAUUCUCUUUGAAGUUUUAAAAGAUGAAAAAGAAAGAAAAGAACUUUUUGGGAAAUGGGCUGAGGCAGCCGAAAAACAAGAACAAUGGCUUACCAGUUCGCUGAUGCGAUGUUGGCAGUCUAUUCAAGGCUCUGAUUUGGAAGGAACCGUCAACGAAGAGAUAUUAGAAAAGGCAAAGACAUCUAUCGAAAAAGUGCACUCUACCAGUCCUGAUGAAAAGUUGAGUAAAAAACUGAAUGAGGUCAAUAGUUUGUUCUUGCACUGUCAAGGGAAGAUCAAGUGGAUGAAAGCAAARAAACUGACUCCAGAACAAAGAAAAAGAAAACAUGUCAAAAAGCUUCUCGAAGAAGGAAUCGAGCAUUUCAAGCAAUCAAUAGAAAUGAGAAAACAGUUGAAURGAGAUAGCACAUUAACUGCUCGGGCAUUGAAUCUUAUUGGUAAUUGUUACAUGGAACUUGAAGAUCCGUUAACCGCCAUGACGCACUACAAACAGGCAAUGGAUAUGAAAGUAAGGCUCGUCGGAAGUGAAAAUCAUUGGGAAAUUCCAACAUAUUACAACCAAAUGGCUCAAGUUCAUGAUGGGCUGGCUCGAAAAGAAGACGAAAAGUGGUAUAAGCGCUUAUUCGGUUUUAAGGCAAAAGCAAGGGAAGAAUAUGGAAAAGCAAAAAAAUGGAUGGAAAARGCACUGGCUUUGCAAGAAGAGCUGGGGGUAAGCGAUACAAAUCACACUGCUCUAUUUCAAAGAAACCUUGCAAAUAUUCUUAUCGGUCUYGGARAGUAUGACCAGGCYCUURAGYAUGCCCAGAAAUCCUUUGAAAUARCAAACGAGAUCCUUGGUAAACAUCCAGACACCGUGAGGAUUCUGUACCUGAUUGGGAUCAUUCAUGAAUGGAAAAACGAUCUUGAAGGAGCUUUAGCAAGUUAUGAAGAAGCUUUUGUAAUGGAGGAGUCUUUACCUGAAGACAAUCACAGUAUUGUGAGAAAACUACUGUGUGACAGACUUGAAGCAAUGUGUAAGAAACUGAAAAAGAAAGACAAGAAAGAAAAACUGAAAGAAAGAAUAACGAAAAUGCGGAAGAUUGAAAGCUCUACACCAGUCCGUAAAGACAAUACUCCUGCCACCCUUACCGAACCAGGAAUAGCUGACACUGAACAUCCUGUCCUGGAAGACCUGUCCGAUGUACAAUUACCACCCGACGAUACACCUGUCACCCCUACUGAACAAGGAAUAGCUGACACUGAACAUCCUGUCCAGGAAGACCUGCCCGAUGUACAAUUACCACCCGACGAUACACCUGUCACCCCUACUGAACAAGGAAUAGCUGACACUGGACAACCUUUCCAGGAAGACCUGCCCGAUGUAAAAUUACCACCCGACGAUACACCUGUCACCCCUACUGAACAAGGAAUAGCUGACACUGAACAUCCUGUCCAGGAAUACCUGCCUGGUGUUCCAUUACCACCAGACGAUACUCCUGUUACCCCUACUGAGCCAGAAAUAGAUGACAUUGAACACCCGCCUGAUGUUCCAUUACCACCUGACGAUACUUUUGUCGUCUCUAGUGAACCAGGAUUAGAGGAUGCUGAACAUYCUGUCCAGGAAGACCUUGGCAUUCCGGUUGUAACUGGAAUAAUAGAUAAAAUUCCUUCACAAUGCAAUACGAUAAUUCCAGAAGGCGGAUCGGUUGACAUCCCCAUGAUUGGAAUUCGUCUCGAUAUCCCUCCAAACACAGUCACGCAAGCUACUACUGUCAUAUGUAAGAAAUACACUGCAGAAUCCUUACCCGUGACAUUCCCUGCUGGGAAAGACGAAACUGUCGUAAGUUACAUMGUGGGACUGGAACCCAGUACUAUUCAACUAAACAAGCCGAUCAGCGUUAGUCUGAUGCAUUCUGGGCCAAGAAAGGGAUAUGGCUAUGAAACUGUUGUGAAGGCAUUCAAUCAGGAUAAUGAAACAUGGCAAGAGCCGAUAGUUUUAGAUCGCAGACAAGAGAAUGUAUCAGCACAUUGCAGAAAUGAUUAUGUUAAAGUGGAAAUCAGUACGCCGACUAUCUUAGCAGUUGUAACCAGACUCAUCACAGACCGAUUCCAAAUCACACCCAAAGGAUGUGUCGUCAGGUCUUCUGUAUGUGACGAUGUCACGAUUGAGUUCCCUCAAGGAGCUGUUGACAAGACCGUGGAAGGAACCAUGAAGUUGCUACCAAUGCCCAAGAACAUCUACAAGGUCUUCGAUGUUUAUGCAUCCCAGAUGAUUCUUAUAAAAGGAUUUGAAAACGUCGAACUUUUGAAAUCUGUAACCAUCCAAAUGCCCCAUCCGUGUUCUACGAGAUAUACCACAGGUCAAGCCAAACUCGUCCGGUUAAAGAACAAUGAAUGGGAAGAAGUAGGAGACCCGAAAAUUGAAAUAAAAGAUGCUUAUAUAAAGUUUCAAGUACAACAUUUUUGUUGGUUGUGGCUCAUGAUAGGUAGCACCGUAGCUGUGGCUUCAGCCUGCAAGAUACACGAGUACUUAUCGACUAAACCCGCUCAAGCAGCUUUCAUUGCAGCUUCAAGGGAUCAGAAACUACUUGCCCGGCGAAUAAAGUUGCAUUGCCUAGCUAACCACAGACAAGGUGAAAUCUGGGAUUAUGGAAAUGUACUUGAAGCUUCAACAGUUGAAGAAAUGCGACCGGGUGAAACAGUUUAUACAAAGAUCGAGGGGUCCUUUGAAACAUCUGGAGAAAUAAGUUUAAAGUUUUUGCAGGACGAGGAAUUUUCGAGGCUGAUCGUUCUUCAGAGAAAACGACAAAAUACAGAAACAGGAAAACGAAWAGUUCAAUUGCUUUUUUACAAGAAAGAAAACGAAGAGAUGCCUCUUUGUGAAUUUAAUAUUGAAGAAAAUAUGAUAGAUCCUGAGUGCCAUGCCCUUUCUGACAGUUUGAGUCAGGAUGGUACUGGUACAUCUGCAGCCAGUAUCAAUUAUACUGUCAACGUUUCAGGAAGUGCAGUGGCUGCUAUUGGUCCAAAUUCCUCUGUGAACUCAAGCCAACAACAUAAUUUGAGGCAGUACGCAUCUUUGGCAUCAAUUGAUCCAGCCCAGCAAUCACUCCCUCCAGCACCGUCACCCUCAACAGCAGGGAGUCCUACCGCCUCUUCUCCUGCAGCUGUAGCCGAGCAAACACUCCAUCCAGCAUCAGCACCCUCAACAGCAGGGAGUCCUACCGCCUCUUCUCCUGCAGCUGUGGCCGAGCAAACACUCCAUCCAGCAUCAGCACCCUCGACAGCAGGGAGUCCUACUGCCUCUUCUCCUGCAGCUGUGGCCGAGCAGACACUCCAUCCAGCAUCAGCACCCUCGACAGCAGGGAGUCCUACCGCCUCUUCUCCUGCAGCUGACGACACAGUAAAAUAUCGGAAGUAUAAAGCUUCAUAAUUYAAAGACGCAACUUUCAAAUGACGUCACUUUCAGUAUCAUAUUGGUAGUACAUACCUUCAUAACUUAAAGACGCAACAUUCAAAUAAAAAAAUAUUUAAA